Stylophora pistillata is the source of this 3201-nucleotide messenger RNA. RefSeq names its product follistatin-A. Gene Ontology annotation, biological process: anatomical structure development. NCBI's taxonomy places the organism in Eukaryota, Metazoa, Cnidaria, Anthozoa, Scleractinia, Pocilloporidae. Gene Ontology annotation, molecular function: extracellular matrix binding; protein binding; calcium ion binding. The record is from RefSeq and is a predicted model, not a curated record.
UUCAGACUUCUACGUCUCUAAUUAUAGACCUAUCAAAACAACAACAAAUAAUGUGCUCUCUAAUCUUGUAAGGCUAUGUUUGUAAACAAAAUGCGAAAGAUAUAAGGACCCGUGAGCGGCUCCCCCAUUUCCCAGCUGCUGCUGUAUUUUGCUCAGCUGGAGUCGGAAGUAGUGAUCAGUUCCGAAUUCUGUGUAACUUCCUGUCUAAAUGUCAGAUCAAGCGACAGGUUUGAUGGCUAAAUAAAUUCCUUAUCCCUGCAUGCAAGCGGCAUAUAAACACGCGUAAAAAACCUGUUCCGCAGUCGGUGUGUGUGUUCGUCCCUCAAGAGACUAGCAAUGGCGCAGAUAUCCUCUCCUCUGGCAGGCGUUGUUCAGCUUAUCAGCAUUCUAAUCGUGUUUGCCCAUGCAACAAAUGGUGCUAUGUUUUGUUUUUCGAAACGCAUCGAAAGUGAGAACCGCUGCACGGUUCAUCUUGCUCAUAACCUGAGUAGCCCUGUGAACUGCUGCGUAGCUUAUCCAAAUGCGUAUUACGUUAUCACCAACACUUCACAUCUGACACCUGGUUCAAGGGAUCACAAAUUGUACAUGGAACGUUUGAGGUUUUUUGGAGCCGACAACUGUCUUGCGUCGUGUAGAAAAACUGUUGAUACCUCAAGCCUCUCUUCAAAGGGAAAAAAGCCGUGCAGAGUGAAGCACCAACUGCGUCCAUUAUGUUCGACAGAUUUGUGUACGUACAGAAAUAAGUGCGAAUUCGAGGAAGCUCAGAAAGGAAGACCUGAAAUUGAGGUGGCUUAUCGCGGGAGGUGCCAAACCGGCUGCACCAACGUUACUUGUCGAAAGAAUCGUACAUGUGUUUUAGACAAAUACAAGCGUGCAUUCUGUAUUAAGUGCAAUUAUCGGUGUGGCUCAUAUAUCGGCGGAAAAGUUUGCGGGGCUGAUGGCUUUACAUACCAAAGCAACUGUCAUCUCAAACAGAAGACCUGCGAAAAAGGGACGACAAUAGGUGUUGCAUACAAGGGAGAAUGUCAAGUGGGUGCUACAUGUGACAAAAUUAACUGCGGAAACAAGCUGUGCGUGCAGGAUCAUCAAGGGCAACCUCGAUGUGUUACUUGUAAAUGUCAGGAGAGCAAGCCAAUUGAAUGUGCGGGGUCUGGAACCUCCAUGCCUACUGUAAUCUGUGGCUCUAAUGGAGUAACUUACCAAAACUUCUGCAAACUGCGAGAAGACAUGUGUAGUCAAAAGAUAUUCAUCGAUAUAAAAUAUCAGGGAUAUUGCAAAGGAAAGACGCCAUUUCCUCCCCCGCCAAAAGACGAGGUAGCAAAGCCUGUAGCCACUAGGAAUCCACUUGCAAAGCCAGUGGGGGACGACGUGAGCAACUACUACAUCAGCCUGAGAAAUUUAGUGGAUAUCUUGAGGAAUAAUUAUCCAUUGAAUAUAACAACGCCUAAGUUCAAGAAACUCCGAAAACACGAAAAGAAGAUAUCUGUAAUUAAGCUUUUGGAGCAAAUCAAAACAAAGUGGAGGAUGGUAAAGAGGUCUCCUUCUCCUUAAAGCUUUGGUUUCUCGCGAGGCCGACAUUGCUGAAUGGGUUAAAGGACAUUUCGAAAUUACGCGGUUUUGUGAGGAGAACUGACUGAAAAGAAAAACUGUUAUGAUGCAAUCCCUACCCAUUUGGGGUAAAUCAUCCGAGAUGUGCAAGAAUGAUUGUAAUAGAUGCAGUGAAGUUUCUGAUCACAUUGGAUCAGCUACGCACAAUUUUCUAUGACGAAUAGUUUUUCCAUAAAAAUUUACUCAGUACCGCUUCCAUAACUUGCAGCUCAUAACUUGUACAUCGGGCGAUUUAACGAUAAAUAUACUUAGGCACUCUGAAUUCAUUUAGGCAACAAACCUUGUAACUGACGGAUUUUGACAUUGAGAGCGAAACCUACAAACUAAGAGCUCUCAAAUUCUACUCUCUAAUCUUUAGUUCAAAGCUCUUCCCAUAGUUCUAGUGUCUGUAGGAAAGGGCCUCAUAGAAAGACGUAUGCGCGUUUCACGAGACAAUGCCAAACAUUAUUCCUAGAGCUGUAAUCCUUUUAGUCAGCAUCGCAGGCUGUACUAGCGUUUCGUCAAAAACUUUUUUUACUUUCAUUAACACAGCGGUCAACAUCUGUCGGAGCGUGUGUGAAGUUUAAAACUGUCAAAAGGCGUCGUCCAUGCGGCAUCGUAAAAUCAAUACCAACAACAAAUAAAAACUAAGCUACGCCGACAACCCAAAGUAAAAUAUAUCGUUAUUUUCGCGUCUUUUUCCCGUAUAUUUUCAUUUAAAAGUUUGUACAGAAUACUUGCGCGCAGCUGGCCAAACAUUGAUUUAUUAGUGCAUGCCCGACUUUUGACUGCUGUUUACUUUACCUCUGUCCACAAAAUUUUUCAAGUUCUGUCAGAAUUUACUAUAUAUCUAUGAAAACAAAUAUAAUAUAAUAUCUUAAGGGUUUGCUGCCACUUGUCUGUGUUUCGGAAUUUACUGAAGGGGACACUUCGCUAACUCCGGGAUACGUUUGGAAGUCAGAAUGGUCCGCACAGAAAGUUGCGCAGUGUAAACUAAUAUAAUAUCUAAAUAGAAGCAGCAGCUUUAAGUGCUUUUAGGAUCAAUAGUUAUUACGCUGACACCAAAGGUGGGCGCCACGUAGAAUACUUUUCACCCAUGCACACGGUAUGUAGGACUCAUGCUAGUUGUAUGUGACUGUCGUCCAAUCCCAGAUGAAGCUCCGCAUCAGGGCAUGAGCCCACGAUGUCGGAAGGUCGAUUGGAAGAGGGGGGGACUAAAAUUUUCCCCUAGUCAACAGCCGAGAACAGUCGAGUGACAAACACACGAGGUGACCAAAGCAGCGCAAAAUUUAUGGCACCACGACUGAUGCAGGACGUAUCAAACUGAAACUGAAAACAAAGCAAAACUCGCUUUAUAACCGUACUUUGCACACCACUUGGAGGUGAAUAACGUUUGAUAAUAACCUCUGAGAUGGAAAGUGAACGAGCAAAAUAGAACAACUGCUUAUAGACUAUGAAUGAUAAUUAGGAUGGUAUGUACACAAGAAAUAAAAAUAGAUCAGAACAGCUUUGAACGUCUUUUAAUUUUACGUUACUGUUAAGAUGUUUUUACAAAGCUGAGAGCGAUCAUUUUAAAACUUGUCACACCUCAAACAAAUAAAUAACAACAAACUC